GGCAUGCCUAAAAACAAAAGAGGAAACUAAAAUGACAAUAAGGGUGACCUUCUUUGAGAAGUCCUAAAUAGUUCUUUCUCCAGCCAUAGAGCAGGACUCUAGAGCUUGUUUCUAGAUAGGCAGUCUUCCUAAGCUAUGCAAAGGUGUCUCAAAGUGAAGCCACUCCCAGGUCCAUCCACACUGGGUAUUUCCUAGUUCUGAUCUGAGGUUCAGGUAGGUAUAAAUGGUUGCCUGAUUGUGGAAGUCAUGUCAUGAUUCAAUUGGUGUGACUCAAAUGAUCUUCACAUACAUGGGGCAUCACUAUCAACUCUUUGUCAGGACAAACCAGAAAGUUAUUUUGUGGUCCUGCAUGAACUCGAGUCCUGCUUGUUCAGUGAUCCUCUAUGGCAGUGGUUCUCAGCCUUCCUAAUGUUGAGACCCUUUAAUACAGUUUUGGUGACCCCCCCCACCAAGAAAUUAUUUUGUUGCUACUUCAUAACUAAUUUCCUACUGUUAUGAAUUGUAAUGUAAAUAUCUGAUAUGCAGGAUAUCUAAUAUGUGACCCCCCAAAGGGGUUGUGAACCACAAGUUGAGAACCAUUGCUCUAUGGCCAUAAGUGAUCCACAGGCUCAUUCAUCCAUUAAAGAUUCACUGGACACUUACUACUCAGGACAAUUGGUCAAAAAGAGAAAUGGGCCCUGGGAAAACAAGACAGAAAUGGUCCCUAUGGAACCUUAUGGAAGUUAUCAUUGAGUGGGAAAGGAGGCAUGUUGUAACAAAGAACUAAAUGUGUAAUGACAACUUGAGUUCAAGUGUGAAGGGAAAAAAUAAAGUACACAGACAGAAAUAGUGUUAAACAGGGUACACUGGGAAAGCCUCUUUUAAUCAGUAGCCUGCCAAAGAAGCAAAGAGUAGAUAAGGGAUUAGGCAUGUUAAGUAAAGGAAGCAGAGAUUUCCUGAGAGCGGAGGUCUUGAUGGGUUUGGAAUCUGAAGGAGACCAAAGUAGCUUCAGAAAGAAGUUGGCUGGGAAGAGGAAAAGAAUCUAUUUGAAGAGUUAGAGCUGAGUUAGAUCAUUUAAUUAAGGCCAAAUUUGGGUCCAAGUGUAACAGCAAACCACUGAAGAACUUAAGCAAUGGGGAUGGGUGAGAUGGCCAGUGACUGGUAAGUGGAGAGAGAGGUAGGAAGAGACAUAUCAAUGGAAAAGAAAGUGAUUAACAUCUCUAAACUGCUCCUGCUGAAGACCUGGCAUUUUAAAAUCAUCUGUUGCCUUCCAAUCCUAGGGAUGUAGUCUAGAGGAAAAUUGGACAAAUGCAAAAGAGUGUGCACCAAAUGCUUAGCACAGCUUUUAAAAUAGAAAACAGAUUCCAGAUAAAUCUACGUGCCCAUCAGAACAGAAUAGGUACCAAAACUUCCUGCUAAUAUGUAUUUUUAAAUACCCUGUUUGUACCACAAAAAACAAACAAACAAAAACUAAAGAAAUAGCUGGACAUGGUGGUGUAUAGUUUUAACCAGCACUCAAGAGGCAAGAGGCAGGAGGGUCUUUGUGAGUUUCAGGCCAACCUAGUCUACAUAGAGAGUUCCAGGACAUAGACUCUGUCCUAAAAGACGAAAGCAGGGUGUAGCCUUGUCUUUACAAGCCUGAGUUCUCAGAACAUGGGAGGCUAGGGUGGGCAGAUUGCUUUAAGUUUGAGACCAGCCUGGGCUACACAAUAAUACCAGGCCAUAUAGCCAGAUCUGUCUUCAAACAACAGAAAUGCUGAUGUGUGAGGUAUGCUGUAAAAGAGAAGGUUCCACCAGUCAGAUCCUUGUUUUUAUGGAGACUAUCAUAAGAAUAGGAAAAGAGCCAGGCAUGGUGGCACAUGCCGUUAAUCCUUGCAGUUGGGAGGCAGAAGCAGUUGGAUCUCUAUGUGUUUGAGAGUCUAGUCCACAUAGCAAGUUCCAGGCCAGUCUGCCUCAAAAAAGGGGUGGGUGAAGUGUGACAAAGCUGGAAUAUAUAAUAAGUCUUUUAAGCAAGAGCAGGUAACCUCAGGUAUCCUUUUGGAGAGUACCAUGAUGUUGAAAACUGAUGUAGAAGAGCAGACUGAUUACAGAGGAUCAGAAGUGAGGAAGCUAUCUGAGUGGGCAGAUGAAAAAACAGUGCUUGUACUAGUAAGGGGGGCAGAAACAUACAGGUUUUAUGUAUAAUUAGAAAGCUGAACUCAUAGGAUUUAAUGUUUAUGUAAUACAGUACUUUAGGCAUUGUUCCAUAUGCUGAAGAUACAGCAGUGGGAAAAAGCAGAUAAAGCCCUUAUCUCGGGGUGGUUGUUGUAUAGCUCACUGGUAGAAUGCUUGCCUAGUGUAUGCCAGAUUCCAUAUUUGAUUCUCCGGUACCAAAAAAUAAUUAGUUCUCUUCACAAUUAAAUAGUAUGGUGACUAGUGGAUUCUAUAGCUCCUUCGUCCCUGCCUCACAAAAACUAUGAGGAACUUUGAGCCCUGGUUGCUUAAAAGCCAGCCAUUAUUAAACUGUUGCUAGGCACCACAGCUCCCUACAUAGACCAGGCUGUCCUCGAACUCACAAAGAUCCUCUUGCUACUGCCUCUUGAGUGCUGGAGUUAUAGGCAUGAACCACCAUGCCCAGCUAUUUCUCCAGGCUUUUUGCUUUGUUUUGUGUUAAGGGUACAUAUAGAAUUUUUAAAAAUAGGUAUUAGCAAAAGUUUAUGUAACUUUUCCAUGCUGAUGGACAUGUAGGUUUCUCUGGGAUCUAUGAUCAUAAACCUGUGAGCUGCUGGGAGGUAGUGGGGCACACCUUUAAUGCCAGCACUCAGGAGGUAGGGGUAGGAAGAUCUCUGAGUUUGAGGCCAGCCUGGUCUACAGAGUGAGUUCCAGGACAGCCAGGGCUACACAGAGAAACUCUUCCUUGAAAAACCAUGAAAACAAAACCAAACAAACCUUUGAGCUCAGUCUCCAGGAGGCUGUAGUGGGAGGAACAUGACUGUGAGACCAGCAUGGGCUACGUACUGUCUCAAAAAAAAAACAAAAAACAAAAACAAAACAAAACAAAACAAAAACAUGUUGAACCUUAAAAUUAAAUCUUUUUAAAAAUGAAUGCUGAAGAAUAUUCAAAAGCAUCACUUACUACUUAUUUUACUAUUAUUGUGCCCUGAGUUUCUUUACAUCUGUGGGGUAGGAAGACCACAUAGAUUCUAUUACUGCAUGUCUCAGGCCCACUCUCUGUUUCUAACAUUUGGUAGCUUGAUCAACUGUGAUAGGAGAAUUUACACUACAGAAGUCAGCAAAUGUUAUGAAUCAGGGCUUUCUCCCCCUAGAGAAUAACUGUUAAGUACUUACUAGCAUGGCCCUUCAUAAACUUAGGAGCACAACCUGGAAUCAGGAAGCUAUAGUUUAGGGCUCCAUUAGUUGCUAACAAUAUGAUUUGGCUAAGAUAUCUAAUGUUGGUUUCCUCAAUCAUAAAGUAAGACAAACAGUCCUGCCUCAGCCAUUUGUACAGCUAAAACAAAACACCUGAGGUGGAUGAUUUUAAAAUAAAUGUAUUUCUCACAGGUCUGGAGGCCAGGAAGUACAAGAUUAAGGUGCUGGUAGAUUUGGUGCCUAGUGAGGAGGGACUGCCCUUCACAUGGCAGAAGAGAGAAAAACCUUUCUAUCUGCUCUUUUUAUAACUUCAUUGUUCUAAAAACUUCCCCAUAGGUCCCAUCUCCCUCCCCCCACUUCUGCCUCAUUGGGGAGUAAACUUCUAGUACAUGAAUUUAGAGAGGAUAAGUACAUGCAAACCACAGGAACAAAAUAACAUUUAAUUAAAUAAAAUUUCACUAAGUGCUUAGUACAACAGCAAAUACAGGCACCUAGUAAAUGUGAAUAAAUUAUUUUCUACUCUUAGGGAGAUAGUAAUGGACUGUUUAGGGACAGAAGAGAUGUCUCAGAAGACCAGAGUGUGGUUCCCAGCAUCCAUAUCCAGAGGCUUACAACCGCCUAUAAGUACAGCUCCAGGGUUCCAACACUCCUCUCUGGCCUCCUCAGGUACCUGCUUGCACAUGGUACACAUAUGGACAAGCAAGCACACACAUAUGAAUAAAAAAACUAAAUAAAAAGGAAUGGACUAUUCAGAAGAUCCAUUAUAAAGCAAGAGAAAAUGUUUUUGUUGGAGAGGUUGAUUGGGAGCAGUGAGCUCUUUUUAGGUGCCUGGAGCUUUAUUUCUAAGCUCCCUAACCCCAGGAGUAAAGAAUCCAGUCUCUGCUCUGGAGUACACAGUGAAAGCAGCAGGCCUGGCACACUCAGUACUCAAUGGUCCCAGGAGGAAUGACUGAAGUCAGAUUAGUUUUAGGGCAGGUUGGACGUAGCUAUCCCAAGGGAUAAUGAGGUCAAUGUUCAGCUUAAAUAUAGAGCCUUGCAAUGCCAAAGGAUGUCCUAGCCAUUAAAGCUUUGCUGGCCUAUGUUCAAUCUUUCCUGGGGGAAGUCAAAAAGCUGUUGGUUGGGAGAAUUGAAAAGACUACACCAAAAAGGAAACGAUUGUAUUUUUCAGAGCUUGAAUUUCCCUGGAAAUCAAGCCAGAGACUGAGGUCUCUAUAACCCUUCUGAAUAGUGGAGGGUUACAGAGGACAGGGAGGGAGCAGAGAAGAGGAUGUGCCUCUAAACCCAUGUAACUAGGGAUUAGGAGGAGUGAGAGGGCAGGUCUGGAAAGCCCAUCAGCCAGAGGGAAAUCUUCCCAGCCUGUGGUUGAAGGUAGGCAUGCACUGGUGCCUGUGGUCUCCAGGGGGCGCCUGUGCACAACCAUGAACAAGCUUCGUGGUCCAGGCAGGAGGAGGGCUGGACUGAGGCCAAGCAGAGGUGGCUUCCUCUGGUGAGAGGAAUAAAAGCAAGGUCAGUGCUGUGGUGAGUGCUGGGGAAGAGUUACCUUGUGACUUAUGACCUGUGACCAGCACCAAAGUUGCCCACAAAUUCAUAGCCCAGAGUUCCCAAAUGGAUGUAAUUCUCUGCCUCACAGUUUUUGUCUAGAAGUUGGGCUUCAUUUGUGUUGCCUGCUUGUGAAACACUGUGGCGUUCUAGUGAGUCCCUGGAGGUAUUGCAUUUAAGCCACUGGAUGAAUGACUGGCAGACAGUUAGGAAACAACAAUUUUAAAGGGCCAUCAACACUUUUCUGAGGAGCUCUAUGGGAAGAGACUAAACUGUAAAAUGAACACCUAGUGCUGUUUCUCUUUUAAGGACUCUGCUAGGCAGAGGGAGACUGGCCUACAAAUUAGUAAUGGAUCCCCAGAAAGGCUAAAUACAGAGGCUGUGAGAAGAAAGAGAUCUAGGAGUACCAGCUACCAGUGCAGAUCCAGCCAAGAGAUGUCUUACGAUGGGAGAAGUGCCCAUGGGAAUGUUGCUGAAGCUGAAAGUGGGAGCAAGCCAGACUCAGAUGUAAUCGAGCGCUGCUCAGAUGGCUGGAGCUUUGAUGCUGCCACCCUGGAUCACAAUGGGACCAUGCUGUUCUUUAAAGGGGAGUUCGUGUGGAGGGGUCAUGCAGGGAUCCGGGAAUUAAUCUCAGAGAGGUGGAAGAAUUCCACCAGCUCAGUGGAUGCUGCAUUCCGCCGUGGUCCGGACAGUGUCUUCCUGAUCAAGGGAGACAAAGUCUGGGUAUACCCUCCUGAAAAGAAGGAAAAUGGAUAUCCAAAAUUGCUCCAAGAAGAAUUUCCUGGAAUCCCAUACCCACUGGAUGCAGCUGUGGAAUGCCACCAUGGAGAAUGCCAGAGUGAAGGCAUAAUCUUCUUCCAAGGCAACCGCAAGUGGUUCUGGGACUUUGCUACAGGAACCAAAAAGGAACGUUCCUGGCCGGCUGUUGGGAAUUGCACCUCAGCCUUGAGGUGGCUUGAACGUUACUACUGCUUCCAGGGUAACCAGUUCCUGCGCUUCAACCCAGUCACAGGAGAGGUGCCUCCCAGAUACCCUCUGGAUGCCCGUGACUACUUCAUGUCCUGCCCUGGCAGAGGCCAUGGUAGACACAGAAAUGUAACUGGUCACGGGAAUAGCACCCAUCCUAUGCAUUCACGCUGUAGCCCGGAUCCCGGCUUGACUGCAUUAAUGUCCGACCACCGUGGUGCCACCUACGCCUUCACUGGCUCCCACUACUGGCGUCUGGACACCAGCCGUGAUGGGUGGCAUAGCUGGCCCAUUGCUCAUCAUUGGCCCCAGGGUCCUUCAACAGUAGAUGCUGCCUUUUCCUGGGAUGAUAAAGUCUAUCUGAUCCAGGGCACUCAAGUAUAUGUCUUCCUGACAAAGGGAGGCAAUACCCUAGUAAGUGGUUAUCCAAAGCGGCUGGAGAAGGAAAUCGGGAGCCCUCCCGGGAUCAGCCUGGAGACUGUGGAUUCGACCUUUACCUGUCCCGGUUCUUCCAGGCUCUAUGUCACAGCAGGACGGCGGCUCUGGUGGCUGGACCUGAAGUCAGGAGCUCAGGCGACAUGGACAGAGCUUUCUUGGCCCCAUGAGAAAAUUGAUGGGGCCCUGUGUUUGGAAAAGUCCCUUGGCCCCAACUCAUGUUCGUCCAACGGUCCCAGCUUGUACCUUAUCCAUGGGCCCAAUUUGUACUGCUACAGCAGUAUAGACAAACUGAAUGCCGCCAAGAUGGUUCCUCAGCCCCAGCAAGUAAACGGCCUCCUUGGCUGCCGUCAGUAAGAAACCCUGAUGGGUAUUCGCCCAGCCCAGCCCAGCCACCUCUCC
This is a messenger RNA of Peromyscus californicus insignis, 6669 nucleotides long. It is a transcript of the gene Hpx, whose product is annotated as hemopexin. The record is from RefSeq and is a predicted model, not a curated record. The transcript has 10 exons. The coding region runs from base 5302 to 6624 and encodes 440 amino acids. Lineage: Eukaryota; Metazoa; Chordata; Mammalia; Rodentia; Cricetidae. Gene Ontology annotation, biological process: heme transport; intracellular iron ion homeostasis. Gene Ontology annotation, molecular function: heme transmembrane transporter activity.